Messenger RNA from Portunus trituberculatus (swimming crab), 1667 nucleotides. RefSeq names its product baculoviral IAP repeat-containing protein 3-like. The record is from RefSeq and is a predicted model, not a curated record. NCBI's taxonomy places the organism in Eukaryota, Metazoa, Arthropoda, Malacostraca, Decapoda, Portunidae. Gene Ontology annotation, molecular function: ubiquitin protein ligase activity; cysteine-type endopeptidase inhibitor activity involved in apoptotic process. The coding region runs from base 110 to 1456 and encodes 448 amino acids. The transcript has 7 exons. Gene Ontology annotation, biological process: negative regulation of apoptotic process; positive regulation of protein ubiquitination; regulation of cell cycle. Gene Ontology annotation, cellular component: cytoplasm; nucleus.
UACAACCCAGUUUGCUGCUGUUCGCUUAGUGACUUACGGACCGUUAACAGUACCGGUGCAAGACAAGACUGUUCCUCUUCAUUCCUUAUCUCCUUGACUUUCCCUGAAGAUGCAGUUUGACGGAUUACCGGUCAUGAAAACUCCAGCUCGAGCUCCAGAACCUCGAGGGGAGCGGCGGUUCCACUCCCUGAAGGGGCUGCUGCUGGAGAGUGUGCGGCGCCAGACUUUCGUGGACUGGCAUGUGGACUUUAUGGACCAGGACAAGCUGGCUCAGGCUGGAUUCUUCUACCUGCGGACCAUGGACCACGUGCAGUGCGCCUUUUGCCGCGGGAUCGUGGGUUUCUGGGACGAGGGGGACCAACCUGAGACGGAGCACAAGAAACAUUUCCCAAACUGCCCUUUUGUUACGGGGGUCGCCACGGGUAACAUCCCUGCUGAUGCCGACCCUAACACUGACGAGGGACAGUUGUACAAGAUGCUCAACGAGUUUUACGCCUACAAGAUGGCCAACACGCGCCCCUCGCUGCCCUCCGCUUACCAAACCGACUCAAUGCGGGUGCUGGACAGCCCAACGAUAGCCUAUCCACAUCUCAACACGUCCGUCAGCCGCUUGCGCACGUUUUCCCGCUGGCCGAAGGAGACGCGGGUAGAUGCGGAGAAACUGUCAGAUGCGGGCUUCUUCUACACUGGGUUGUCAGACUUCGUGCAAUGUUUUCACUGUGGCGGGGGUCUGUUUGCCUGGCGAGCUAAGGAUGACCCCUUCGCUAACCACGCACGCUACUACCCGCACUGUAGCUUCAUCCGCAUGGCACACAACGUCCCCAACGGUGCGGAAAUGAACGGUGAAGCGAACACACUAGAGCGACCACUGACCCUCAGCAAGACGGAGGCGGAGAUGCUGCUACACCACCCCUCCCCACAGCGCCUGGUGACUCUGGGCCUGUCCUCAGUGUCCGUCAGGGAGACAUUCAAGUUGUGUGUGGAGCAGCGCGGCUUCCUCUGCGCCAUGGUGACUGAGGCGCUGGAGUUGGUGUUUGAUUACGACGAGAAGGAGCGACAGAAACAGCCGAAGAACCAGUGCCAUGACGGACUGCCGGUGCCUCCGUCUGAACCCCAGGAGCCGAGCCAGGAACCAGCCGCGGGUACAUCAGAAGCAUCAAUGGAGGUGGAGGAAACGAAGGAGCCUUUUUUUCCUCCCACGCCGCCUCCAGAACACAAUGGUCAAUCCAAACUCUCAGACUACUCCAAGUUGCUGCAGGAAGUUCAAGCGUUACGUCAGGCUGUGCAGGUCGAAGAGCGCCGCCUUCAGUGCAGGAUGUGCGGGAAGGAGCAGGUCGCCGUGGUGUUCCAGCCGUGCUCACACCUGCAUCUGUGUGCCGACUGUGCCCGCCCGAGAGACUCCUGCAUCACCUGCGGCAGCGUGGUCCGCGGCACACUCAGACCUAUCAUUGGUUGAGCCGCUCCACCCUGGGCCGCCUGGAACGUGGCCGCAACGCAGAAGGGUGCUAUUCCCGCUACAAGUCGGUGUGCCGUCCCCUCCCUGCCCCAAGCCCUCGUCCCUCUCACUCUUCCACCUGCCCUCAGAGGCAACAGCUGCCGCCCACACCACUGCAUACUCUCAUGCCGCCACCCAGUAUCGCAAAGCCACGCUCCCUCACGCCAAUACC